This is a messenger RNA of Capsella rubella, 1622 nucleotides long. RefSeq names its product protein indeterminate-domain 13. NCBI's taxonomy places the organism in Eukaryota, Viridiplantae, Streptophyta, Magnoliopsida, Brassicales, Brassicaceae. Gene Ontology annotation, molecular function: DNA-binding transcription factor activity. Bases 128 to 1387 code for a protein of 419 amino acids. The transcript is spliced from 3 exons. The record is from RefSeq and is a predicted model, not a curated record. Gene Ontology annotation, cellular component: nucleus.
CUUGUUUUCUUCUCUCCUUUCUCUCUUUCUCUGUCUUCUUUGUUAUUUUAAGAUUCUUGCUUGUUUAAGUAGAGGACUCUUAAACACAAACUAAAGAGUUUCUUUCUUUUUGUCUUCUUACAUAUAUAUGAAUAAUCAAGACAUGAUGAUUCCACAUAAUGAUGACCGUCUCUCGUUCUCUAGCUUUGUCCAUCCACAAGAGCACAUCACCCCAAAUUCUAACCCUAAUUCUAAGCAUGCCUCCACUAACACACCCAAGAAAAAGAGAAACCUCCCAGGCAAUCCAGAUCCAGAUGCAGAAGUCAUCGCUCUAUCUCCAAAAUCCCUCAUGGCAACCAAUAGGUUCUUCUGCGAAAUCUGCAGCAAGGGGUUUCAGAGGGAACAGAACCUCCAGCUUCACAAACGAGGCCACAACCUGCCAUGGAAGCUGAAGCAGAGAACAAACAAGAAUCAGGUGAAGAAGAAAGUUUAUAUAUGCCCCGAGAAGAGCUGCGUCCAUCAUGAUCCAACUCGUGCCCUAGGAGACCUCACUGGAAUCAAGAAGCACUUUAGCAGGAAGCAUGGAGAGAAGAAGUGGAAAUGCGACAAGUGUUCCAAGAAGUAUGCUGUGGUAUCCGAUUGGAAAGCUCAUACCAAGAUUUGUGGUAGCAGGGAGUUUAGAUGUGAUUGUGGUACCCUCUUCUCCAGGAAGGAUAGCUUCAUCUCACAUAGAUCCUUUUGUGACGUCUUAGCUGAAGAAAGUGCUAAAUUUUUCUCAGUUCCAUCACCUUUAGCCGCCAAUUCGACCAUCUCCACAGUUGCUGAUACCAAUAAUCCAGUUCUUAUUCAAUCACUCACAUGUACGGCCGAUCUUAACGUCAACAACAAUCACUCCACCUUGUUGGGAAAAAAGUUCAUCAACUCCGAGCCAAUCCCGCAACGAGCCAAUGCUUUUGCGUUUUCGCCACCACCAACACCUCGUGGUACAUCUGAUAAUUCGGUUCAUAAUCUAUGGAAGUUACAAGAAGAGGAAUGUUCACACCAGUCGUUACUCAAUGGGUAUAUGAACAACAACAAAAACAUUAGCCAUAAAGGAAUAUCCCAAAAUCAAGAAAAUGCGAUCAUCAAGAAGGGAAAUAUCUAUAGCGGCUCAAACUCAAGCGAUGCGAACAUAGCAUCCUUGUUCUCUUAUAAUCAAGAAGCAGGGAACCUGGCUUCAUUGUCGGCAACAACAUUGCUUCAAAAGGUGGCUGAAAUGGGAUCAUCAUCCCGUUCCGACACUGGCACCCUCUUGGGACUAAUGACUUCCUCCAUCUUCAACAAUAGGAUGCCAAACUCCGAUUGUUUAAAGGCGAAGAAUAAGAAAGAAGAGUGGACCAGAGACUUUCUUGGUGUUGGGAAGCCGUGACGACCAACAAGAUCUACUUUAUCACCAUCACUUCCUAUCAAGCGUGCCACUGAAGGUGAGCCAUAUGAUAUAAUUCCCAAGUUGGCCUUAAUUAACCAUUGUAGGCGGGGAAGCAACCGUAGGCAUGGCUUCAGUUUCUAUGUUCGUGUCUUUAUAGUUGUAUUUAAGGAUAUGUGAAUUUUCAGGCUUUCAUUAGGAAAAAUACACAAAAAAAACAAAAAAUCUGAAGCGACAA